GUCAUACUUUAUUCUCGCAUCGGAAAAAUUAUUUUGAUAGUAAUACUCAUCCAGUCACACUGAGCACAACCCACCACCGAUGCCUCGUGGUCGCUUUCUACGCCCUUCAACGCCUCUGAUCCCACGAUAGACACAAGAACGGGACAUCAUACUGACGGACCACGGGGUUCUCUCUCUGGCAUCGCUAUACACUCGUUCGACCCAAGGUCCUCUCUCCCCUCUUCUUCUUCAUUCUCUCAUCCUGCUCCCCUCCCCGGCCACAAUCGAGUAAGAUGCAAUGACGUUCCAUGCAAUGUCAAUACCAGAAACAAAGGUUCUGGCCAUAGCGAGCCAUGUACGUUGUUGCCUCAAAUCUCAUAACUCCCUUCAGACGUGCCUGGGCGUCUUACUCCCCUUUUCCGUCCUGGAAUCCUUGUGAGAGAUGUAUCUGGCGGGCCAGCCGGGCUUCUCUGAAGAACUUGUGCCACACAGAUGGGAUAGAUAGGGCUGACAGCGGCAAAUGAGCAAGGUCGUCUAUGGAUAUGUCGGGAAUACCAUGGCCACCUUUGUGAUGCAGGUGCUUGGCUGUGAUGUUGGAGCCAUCAAUACUGUGCAUUUCAGCAACCACACAGGAUACCGCCAAUUCAAGGGCCGGAGGACUCCCGCCGCCGAGAUCCGCGAGCUCUACGACGGCCUUCGCCAGUCUUACUUGACGGAUUUUGACGUCCUGCUGUCGGGCUAUUCGCCCUCCGUCGAAGUCGUCGACGCCAUCGGCACCAUUGCCCGCGACCUCCGGUACCGCUCCGCCGUGCAUCCGGGGCGAUUUUUCUGGGUCUUGGACCCCGUCAUGGGGGAUCAGGGCCGACUGUACGUCAGCGAGGACAUCGUCCCUGCGUACAAGCAGCUCAUCAAAGAAGCGGACUUGAUCCUUCCGAACCAGUUCGAGGCCGAACUCCUCAGCGGGGUGUCCAUUUCGAGCUUGAGUGGGGUUGCCAACGCGGUGCGGACGCUGCAUGCCGUGUACGGGACACGGCACGUGGUGGUGACGAGUGUGAGAGUUGGUGAUUCUGCAAGCACCGUCACGGAAGGAACCGGAGAGGGCGCGGCAUUGACGGUCGUGGGCAGCAGUAGGAGGCAAGACGGCAGUGCGAGGCUGUUCAAGGUCGAGGUGCCGGUGCUGGACUGCUACUUCAGCGGCACGGGAGACAUGUUCGCGGCGCUGAUGGUGGCGCGGCUGCGCGAGGCGUGCGCGCAGAUGAACCUGCUGGACCGCCCAUCGUGGAUGCCCGACGACGACGUCGAAGCCGUCGACCUGCCCCUCGCCAAGGCCACGGAGAAGGUGCUCAACAGCAUGCACAUGAUCCUGGAGAAGACCAUCGCCGCCCGGAAUGAGGAGAUGACCAUGUUCGGGAGGAGUCCGGGCGCGAGCGUGGGCGGCGUCGAAGGGGAAGGGGAAACGGUGAGCGAGAGCAAGAGGAGGUUUCUGGCCGAGAACAAGGCGGCCGAGGUGCGCGUGGUCAGGAAUGCAAAGGAUCUGGUCCUCCCCGAAGACCGGUACCGGGCUCAGGCGAUGGACGUGUAAAUUCCAGGCUAAAGAUUUUUCGAAAAGAAGGAGAUAGAAGGAGAAGAGACAGCUAGAGAUGGAUGGUUUGUCGACACUGGCAUUGGUGUCUACUCCUCUCCAUGCAUUGAACGAUCUAUCCUUUUACCCUGCAGUGAGCAGACACAGAAAGCACAUAACAUCAUAAACUCCCUUUUCGUG
Cladophialophora immunda is the source of this 1741-nucleotide messenger RNA. Its product is annotated as pyridoxal kinase, variant 1. Gene Ontology annotation, cellular component: cytosol. The transcript has 3 exons. The record is from RefSeq and is a predicted model, not a curated record. Bases 500 to 1561 code for a protein of 353 amino acids. NCBI's taxonomy places the organism in Eukaryota, Fungi, Ascomycota, Eurotiomycetes, Chaetothyriales, Herpotrichiellaceae. Gene Ontology annotation, biological process: pyridoxal 5'-phosphate salvage. Gene Ontology annotation, molecular function: pyridoxal kinase activity.